Molecule: messenger RNA, 777 nt
Organism: Spinacia oleracea (spinach)
Lineage: Eukaryota; Viridiplantae; Streptophyta; Magnoliopsida; Caryophyllales; Amaranthaceae
Product: protein FAR1-RELATED SEQUENCE 9-like
Exons: 3
Coding region: 1-777 (258 amino acids)
Biological process (GO): regulation of DNA-templated transcription
Source: RefSeq, a predicted model, not a curated record
AUGAUCAACAAUUUUAAGCUGGAAAAUGAUGACUGGUUUAACAGAUUGUAUGGUCUUAAAGAAAAAUGGUGUACAACUUUAAGUAAAGAUUUUUUUUCUGCCGGUAUACUUUCUUCACAAAGAAGUGAAAGUACAAACCAUGCUGUUAGAUUUAAAUCAAAUAAAAGUACAACAUUAACAGAGUUCUAUAGUAUUUUUCAAGCUACAAUAAAUCGAUGGAGAAAAACAGAAGAAAAAGACGACUUUGACUGUACAAGAGGAAUACCUACUUCAGAGCUAAGUAUGAGUGCUAUAUUAAAACAGGCAGCAAAUGUAUACACGAUAACACUUUUCCGUGAUUUUGAAGAAGAGUUUAAGCUUUCUGUGGCAAGUAGUGCAAAGUUCAAAGGAAAUGUUGGAAGAACAGUGUAUUUUGAGGAUCAAGGCAAGAAGUUGAAUUCAAAAUGGAAGAUUCAACCGUCACUUGCACAUGCAAAAACUUUGAAGAAUCUGGAUGAAGAAAGGAAGGCAAAAGAAGAAGCUGCAAAGAUAGCAGAACAAGAAAAGGCAAAAGCUGAAGCACAACGAGAAACACAAGACUGGGAAUCAGCUAAUUCUGAAAUAACAAUUAUGCUUGAUCCUGAUCGCGCUAAUACUAAAGGAAAGAGUAAGAAGAGAAUAAAGGGUCAAUAUGACAAUUACAAGCAGCCAUCAAAGAAAGGAAAAAAGAAACACAAAGAAUUUGGAUCCAAGACACCAAAUAUUCAAUUAUUUACACCUAAAGAACUACUAUUUUAG